Messenger RNA from Mobula hypostoma (lesser devil ray), 4111 nucleotides. RefSeq names its product zinc-binding protein A33-like. The coding region runs from base 847 to 2247 and encodes 466 amino acids. The record is from RefSeq and is a predicted model, not a curated record. The transcript has 6 exons. Gene Ontology annotation, cellular component: cytoplasm. Gene Ontology annotation, biological process: protein ubiquitination. Gene Ontology annotation, molecular function: zinc ion binding; protein binding; ubiquitin protein ligase activity. Lineage: Eukaryota; Metazoa; Chordata; Chondrichthyes; Myliobatiformes; Myliobatidae.
GGGCUCGCAGGUAUGAUAAGAUUCAAGAUAGUUUACUGUUGUUUCCAGUACACAGAUGUAAAGGGGAACAAAGGAAUUGUUACUCUGCAUCUGAGGUAGGGCUAAAAACAACAAGGUAAGGAUUAAAAAAAAACCACAAUAGGGGACUGACAGGAAAUACAGUCGUAGAGUCAUAGUGGUGAAAUGAUAAAGUAGUAGUGGCGGUGGUGGUGGUGGGGUGGGUUAGUGGGUGGAGGUGUUGAUUAGUCUUACUGAUUGGGGAAAGUAACUGUUUUUGAGUCUGGCGGUCCUGCCAUGGAUGCUACGUAGCCUCCUCCCUGAUGGGAGUGGGACGAACAGCCCAUGAACAGGGUGGGUGGAAUCCUUCAUGAUGUUAUUGGUAUUUUUCGUGGCACCUUUCUGCAUAUGAGUUUUCUGCACCUUCCUUGAUGGCGAGUAGGCUGUUGCUGAUGGGUUGUUUUGACGAACCAUUACGGUCUUCUGUCGGCCGCAGGGCUGUUUCCACACCAUUCAUUGAUCACAUGUUAGAACACUCUCUCCUGCGCAUCUGCAGAAAGACGUGAGUACCGACCCUUGUUUCACGAUCUACCUCGUUAUUACCGUACAUUUUAUUGUUUACCUGUACUGCACUUUCUCUGUAGCUGUUACACUUUAUUCUGCAUUCUGUUAUUGUUACACGGUGUAACGGUCUGAUCUUUGUGAAGAGUCUGCAAGACCAGCUCGGUACUUGCGGCAAAAUAACCCACGUCAGCAGCCUCUCAGAGGUCACAUGCGGUCAGAAACAGGAAGUCGAACUCUCACUCAGACUUGAAACUGAAAGUUCCGAGUAGGGGAGAGAGGAGUAAGAUGGCUUCUGCAAACUUCGUCCAGGAUUUAACGUGUCCCGUCUGUCUGGAGGUGUUCACCGAUCCGGUCUCUCUGGAGUGCGGACAUAAUUUUUGCGGAGCGUGCAUUUCUCAGUCUUGGGAGAGGGUCUCGGGGAAUGUCUCCUGCCCUCAGUGCCGGCAGGUGUUCGCCCAGAGGAACACCAGGCCCGCUUAUACCCUGAGAAACAUCGCGGAGAAGGUCAAGCAGCUGAGGGUGGGGGCGCCCGAGCAGAAGGAGGAGUUUGUCUGCCGGGAGCACGACGAGAAGCUGAAACUGUUCUGUCAGGAGGAACAGGAGAUGAUCUGCCUGGUGUGUGGCCAGUCUGCGCAGCACAAGAUGCACAAUGUCAUCCCGAUAAAGGAGGCAGCCCAGGGGCACAAGGAAAAGUUGGAAGAGUCCCUGAAGCUUCUGCAAGAGCAAAUGACUCAGAGUGUUUGGAGUAAGCAGGAAGGGGAGGCUGCGAUCCGGCAGCUGAAGGACCAGGUUGAUGGACAGAGCUGUGAGAUCAGGGCUGAAUUUGAGAAGAUGCACCAGUUCCUGCGUGAGAGGCAACAGCAGAUGUUAGCAGAGCUGCAGAGAGAAGCAGACAAAAUCCUAACACAACUGGAAAACAACUUAAAGAGAACAGUCGACAAAAUAACUUCUCUUGAAGGAGUGAUACAAGAUGUAAAAGUGACAUUGGAAAUUCAAGAUCCCCAAGGGCUCCUCAAGGAUAUUCAAGCCCUUUUGAAGAGGUGUGAGUUGCCGGUUUCCAGUCCUGGAGUGGUGUCUGUCGAUCUUCCUGAGGAUGUGGCUGAAGGAAGGUUGAGGUAUCUCAAAGUGUGGAAGGAAAUGAGAGCCGUGGUUUCACCAGUGCCAGAGCGGCUGACGCUGGACCCAGAUACAGCUCAGAAUAAUCUCGUCCUCUCUCAGGAUCUGAUGAGUGUGAAGUUUGUGACCGUCAAACAAAAUUGUCAGGAUCACCCGAAAAGAUUUGUAUUAAAAUUAAAUGUUUUGAGUUCACAGGGUUUUACAUGUGGGAAGCACUACUGCGAGGUGUAUGUUGGAUAUAAGACUGAGUGGGUUGUGGGUGUCUGCAGAGAGUCUGUAAACAGGGAUAGAGGGCACACCUGCACACCAGCAGAGGGAUACUGGGUCAUUUAUGUAUUUUCCAAUUCAGUGAAGAUACCAGAUGUCAUCUCCCAUCUGGAAAUGAAACUCCGAAAACUGGGGGUUUACCUGGAUUACGAGCGGGGCCAAGUGUCAUUUUACAAUGCUGACAACAUGUGUCACAUCCACACUUACACAGACAGUUUCACUGAGAAACUUCAUCUCAUCUUAAAUCCAUGCGAUUACGAAACAGAUGCCAACUCUGAACCACUCACACUGCUCACCACUUAACACAGUGGGACACGUUCUCCGAGGUCUCAGACUUCUCUGGACCCACUGAGCAGAUCUCACUGCACCGAUUCUCUGAAAUACAACCAGAAAAAGCCAGAGCACUCAGCAGUGGGGGAAACAUAGUUAAUGUUUCAGGUACAGACCAGCAUGUGAGAACUGAUUCUCUGCCAUUGCUACUGACAGGUGAGGCUGUUUAUAUUGACGUCUAAUCUAUAAAUUAGACUCGGUGUCUCCUUCCCAGCUCUCUCUCACUCUCUCCUACUGCCUGCAGUCCAGGCGCACGUGCUGUUGGAACAAAAUGAAGUGGACUGUUCUCUAGAAUUGUGAUAUCUGCAUCUAAUAAUCAGUGUAAAAAUGUGCAGAUAUUCUCUAUGUAAUAAACAUUUUUUAGAUUCUUUUUGGAUUAUAAGAAUACUCAGUCCUCUUUUAUUGUCAUUUAGAAAUGCAUACAUGCAUUAAGAAAUAAUACAAUGUUUCUCUGGAGUGAUAUCACAGAAAACAGGACAGACCAAAGACUAACACUGACAGAACCACAUAAUUAUAACAUAUAGUUACAGCAGUGCAAAACAAUACCAUAAUUUGAUAAAGAACAGACCAUAGGCACGGUAAAAAAAAGUCUCAAAGUCCCGAGUCGAUGGACUCCCGACUCCCCGAUAGCAGGCGGCAAAAGGGAGAAACUCCCUGCCAUAAACCUCCAGGCACCGUCAACUUGCCGAUACCUUGGAAGCAGCCGACCACAGCCGACCCUGAGUCCAUCCGUCUGAAAACUCUGAGCCUCUGACCAGCCUCUCCGAUACAGCCUCCCGAGCGCCGUCCUCUGCCGAGCACCUUCGACCUCUCCCCGGCCGCUGAAACACGCAAAGCUGAGGAUCUCAGGGCCUUCAGCUCCAGAGAUUCUGGUUACCACACAGUAGCAGUGGCAGUCAAGCAGGCAUUUUGGAAGUUUUCCAGGUGUUCCGCUAUGCUCUCACGUCUGUCUCCAUCAAAUCAGAAUUGUGCACGGUCCCCUACUUGACAGAUAACAGACAUCACCACCGAAGUGGCCGUUGUCGCGCCGCCAUCUUCUCCCCCUCCCGGGGAGAAAGCUGCAGAGUGAACUGACAGUGUGUCUGAGCUGGUUACGUUGGGGAAACUGUGAACGGAAUGGGAACAAAAUGGGAGGCGGAGGUUCGGGUUCAGCUCUGCAGGGAGGACAGGGAACUGUUGCCUCUCAGCUUUUUGGAGAUUGCAGCCCAGGUUUGGGCAAGGACAUCUCUGCGUGGUUUCUGUGAAAGGCAGACAGAUUGAUCCAAUUAAAGAGUGCUCUUUAAAGCCCAGAGAAGCCAAGGUGUGUCAGGUCAGUUGAUUGGGGUUUGAUGAUAGACGUUGCCUACUUGAGGCAGUACCUCACGUAAAUACUACCAGUGUCGGGGAGGGGAGUGUUAGUGAUGCAUUGGGCAGAGUCCACUACUCUGCAGCUUCUUACAUUCCUGAAUGUUUGAAUAGCUGUGUCAGACCAUAAUGCAACCACAGGAUACUGUCAACAGGAUAUUUGUAGAUGUUUGUUAAAAUGUUUGGCGACAGUCUGACCCUCCUAAUAAAGUAAAGUCACUGACUCACCUUCCUUGUGAUUGCAUUCAUGUGCUGAGCCUAGGAUCAGUCACCUCAUAUAUUACUCGAGGAAUUUGAAGUUGCUGACCCUCUCCACUUCAGUGUUCUGACUUGCUGUCUAUUUCCCCGGGAUACCUUUCCAUUAUCACUUCUAUUGGAUCAUUUCCUCAUUCUCAGUUGAAUUAUUCACCCCAGCCCUGCACUGUUGUACCCAAACUUUCACCAAUAACUGUUUUGCAGUCUGUGUUUCUAAUGCCCUCAACAGGCUGACUUA